Morone saxatilis (striped sea-bass) is the source of this 3731-nucleotide messenger RNA. Its product is annotated as calcium release-activated calcium channel protein 1-like. Gene Ontology annotation, molecular function: store-operated calcium channel activity. NCBI's taxonomy places the organism in Eukaryota, Metazoa, Chordata, Actinopteri, Moronidae. Gene Ontology annotation, cellular component: membrane. Gene Ontology annotation, biological process: store-operated calcium entry. Bases 298 to 954 code for a protein of 218 amino acids. The record is from RefSeq and is a predicted model, not a curated record. The transcript is spliced from 2 exons.
AAACCAGAGAGAGAGAGAGAGAGAGAGAGAGCAUUGGAUUGUGGGUAUCUUGUGUUUCCUCAUAGACAGUAAGUCAGCUGUUGUAGGAAAGUUUUGACAUAGUUUCAGAUCUGCUCCCAAGUGUUCGUUAGAUGUCGCACCUCAUCGGAACUACACUUCCUGCGUGCGCUUUCCAUCCGUCUACUCCACCGAGGCCCAUCCUGUGAAUCCAAACCGCUUUUACGCACCGAACUUUCUAUCUUCAUACAACAACAACAACAACAACACAAUAACCGGUUCCUUGGAGCAACCUUCGGAAUGAGUUUGAACGAGCACUCCAUGCAGGCUCUGUCAUGGAGAAAGCUGUAUUUGAGUCGAGCCAAACUAAAAGCCACAAGUCGCACUUCUGCUCUGCUGUCGGGGUUCGCGAUGGUUGCCAUGGUGGAGGUUCAGCUGGAGCGGGAUCAUAAGUAUCCUCCAGGGCUGCUGAUAGCCUUCAGUGCCUGUACCACAGUCCUGGUCGCCGUCCACCUCUUCGCCCUCAUGAUCAGCACCUGCAUCCUCCCUAACCUCGAGGCCGUCAGCAAUGUUCACAACCUCAACUCUGUCAACGAGUCUCCCCACGAGCGCAUGCACCGCCACAUAGAACUGGCCUGGGCUUUCUCCACAGUCAUCGGCACCCUCCUCUUCCUCACGGAGGUGAUGCUCCUGUGCUGGGUGAAGUUCUUGCCCCUCAGAAGCAAGGACAGCAACAGCACCAUAAGUUCUGGUGAGGCCGCAGCCAUCGCUUCCACCUGCAUCAUGGUGCCGUUUGGACUCGUUUUUAUCAUGUUCGCCAUCCACUUUUACCGCACACUCGUCAGUCACAAAACGGACCGGCAGAUCCGGGAGCUGGAGCAGGUCAUUCGGCUCCAGAACCAGCUGGACAACAGGCCUGAGAAUGACGACCUGAAGGCCCCUGUCCAUUACCCUUGAUUAUUGCUAGUUAACAGCAGCGGACACUCACCAGUGCUUUUAUUGUGAAAUCUCAUAUAAAAGCUUUAUUUUUUAUCCUUUAGAACUUUGAAACUGAAAGCUUCAUCUGUUGAGCAUUGCAGGUUUUGACUCAGUCCACUUUCGGAUAAUGCAUGUUCACAAACCUCUACACAUUAUAUAUUAGGAAAAUUGUUUUUACCUUUUAACUUGAAGGGAAAUCUUUUGCUCUCAGGCACUAACAUUUAACUGGCUUGUUUAAUGACAUGUCAUAUUGUAACAUUACGUCUUUUAGGGCUAAAACCACUUAAGGACUUCAUAUCUGCACUUGAGUGUACAGUCAUAGAAAUCAUAGGGAUACCCACUUUUUAUUAUUUUAGAUAAAAUAGCCCGCUAUUACAACACAGAUACUGUACAGUACUGACAAAUAUGUUGCUUUUUAGUCGUUGAUAUCCAAAGAAAACAAGAUUUUGUAUCACCAACACUAGAGAAAUCUGGGUUAAAUUGACCUGAGGAAGAUCCACAUCAAAUCAAGACGACUGAGGCUGCCUUCGAGCCUGUUUUAUAGUUCUGGUUGACAAAUUGUGGUGCUGCUCUGUGGUGUGUAGUUUACACUCACUCACUGUGUUGCUGAUAGAGGUAUACAGUAAAAGUCACCACCGCUGCAGGCAGCAUCCACCUAUUGCCUCAAUACUGUCCCAUGGUGGGUUGUACUGAUUUCCCCUGUUGUCACGUUUGCCUGGCUUUUUAAAUGGGGUUUAAAAGGGAGCGUUGCCAAGUAGAAUUGUUUCGAUACUACUUAAAAUGCGGUAGGGGGUAUCGGGCGAGUACGUGUGUCUGCGCACCAAUCCAAUACCAUGUAAUUUAUGUUUUUCUUAUCGCACAUGUAUCAGAUCGACACUCUGUAUCAGCUGAUACGUAAAGUUCUCUUCAUUAAGGAAACAAUGGUAUCAGAACGACUUUAUUAUCAAUACAUGUGUCCAUAUCCAGGGUGUAAAGUGAGAUUCACUGUCUGCAUGCUUUAAAACCAAAAUUAUGGAACAAGGUACAUUUAUUUAGCUGAUGCUUUUAUCCCAAAGAGACUUAAAAUCGGUGCAUUCAAUAUGCUAACUGCCAUAUUUAGAAACAGUAAGAUAGAGAAAGAGGUUUUUACGAGGCCUUCGUGCUUUCAUUUGUAUGUUACACACGUCCACGGUCACUGUACUGAGUGGUUGCUUAUAGGAACUUUUUUAUUUUGUUUUAGGUUGUGUCAAAUGUUCUCUCCUUUCCUCUCCACGUACUCAGAGUUUUUUUAGUCUUCCGAACAAUCCUUCUUGUGCCAAAAAUCUGUACUCAAAGGAAACUGUUUAGGUCUUUUAACAAAAAACAGAUAUAUUAAUGUUAACAGUAUUUCUGUGAACUCUGAGGCUGAAGAACACGUUUGUACUGCAUUGCACAUAUUUAAAAAAAAUUUGCCCAGUGGUGGAAUCUGUUUCCAAGAACUCAUUUUUCUUCUUUUAGAGGAGUCUUAUCUAAGUGAGUCUCGGGUAAAACAAUUGAGAAACUUACUUUUGCUUUUGCAAUUGGAAUAUACUGUAAUCUGUGAAAAUGGUUACUGGCUUUGGAGAAGUAUUGUUUAAUGUAUUAUUGCAAGGCAUGCACGUAUUGAAAAUGUUGUGUUUAUGUAAUGUUUUGUACUCUUUAUAGUUUACAAGCUUGAGCAUGGCCACACGUUGUUAAAGUGUGUUUUCUUUUUGUCCUGUGGCACAUUGUUGAACUGUUUAACUUGGGUCUGACCAUUUUCUUUUUCUCUGUUGUCUUUCUUUGUAACAUUGGUACAAGUAUAUUAUUAGCACAUAAUAUUCUCCUCUAAAUAUGUUGGAAUAGUAAAGUUUUAACGUAAACAUGAGAUUUUAAACUUUGUAAAAACUUCAACUAAUCGCUCAGACUUUUAUUUGAUUCAAUCACUGAACUCAAAUGUUUAUCCAAAGAAUUUCUAUAAAAUUCAGACCAGGCAUCUAAUUGAGACCUGCGUUAAUUGUAGCCACAGCAGGUUACUAACAGGGACCUGAGUCUAAUUGGGACCCUUGCUUUUAAUUGAAGUUUUACUGUAUUUGAGAAUAAUAUAUCCUUGUUUUUAUUUAUGCCUUUGGUCAACCAGUACAGCCAUUUUCUUCUUUGAGAAGAAUACACGUUUGUAUUUUUAUCAUGUGACUUUGGAUUCUUGCUGUAUUAUAUCAAAGUAAUGCUGUGGUUAUUAUUGCAAUGUCGGUUUAGUCCCUAUUACCCACCCUUACACAUGAUUUAUGCUGAGUCAUGGUAAUGUAAUAGCUGCUGUAGACCACAAGCUCCUUAAAUUUGCAUUCAGAUUGUCCCGAGAUAUCUCUGUGACACGUGACGUAGCAGAGAACAAGGAGCCACACAGGGUUAAUAACUUACAGGCUGUUGGUCUUUAUUCUCCAAACCACUUGUUGAUGGUGUUUCUCACAAGGAAUUCAAUGUUUUCUCUGGAACGCCUCUGAUAGGAACUGCCACAUGUGCCUUCUUUAAAAAAACAGAUCAAUGCAAACAAAGGCCUUUUUCUUCGGUUCAUUUUGUGGUUUAUUUAUUGAACCUUGUGUAUGUUAUUGUAUAUAGAAAGGUUCCACUGCUUGUGCACAGCUUUAAAAUGAAUUUUCAGUAAAUACUGUAUUGUAAGAUUUGCUCAUGUGUGGUGUUUUUGUGCAGCUUUUUACUGUUAAUCAUAUCCAGGACUUUUUCUUGUUGUUGUUGUUUGAGAAUAAAACACAUCUGAGAUGAUC